Messenger RNA from Dromiciops gliroides (monito del monte), 2902 nucleotides. RefSeq names its product KRI1 homolog (gene KRI1). Bases 63 to 2294 code for a protein of 743 amino acids. Gene Ontology annotation, biological process: endonucleolytic cleavage in ITS1 to separate SSU-rRNA from 5.8S rRNA and LSU-rRNA from tricistronic rRNA transcript (SSU-rRNA, 5.8S rRNA, LSU-rRNA). NCBI's taxonomy places the organism in Eukaryota, Metazoa, Chordata, Mammalia, Microbiotheria, Microbiotheriidae. The record is from RefSeq and is a predicted model, not a curated record. Gene Ontology annotation, cellular component: 90S preribosome; nucleolus. The transcript is spliced from 19 exons.
CGCCGGCGCAGUGCAGAGUGCUCACUUCCCUUCCCCGGCCUGUCCCGUCCCGGUGAGCCGCCAUGCCGGAGCCGCGCGGACAGUGCGAGCUGCGGGUGAAUGAGGCCUUUGCUGCGCGGUACGAACGCUACCGGCAGCGCGAGGAGCUGCAGAAGUUAAAGGACCGAUACGAGGACCGAGGGAGCGGCGCCAAGUCCAGCUCGGACUCCGACUCCGACUCCAUAGACGAGCGAGUGGAGUUUGACCCAGAACUUGACAAGGGCUUUUACCGGACCCUGUCCCUGUUGAAGAAGAAGGACCCCAGGAUCUACCAGGAGGGCGCUACUUUCUAUAAUGAGGCCGAAUCCUCCUCUGGGGAAGAUGAGAAACCAUCAGAGAGAGAGAAGAAAAAGAAGAAAGAAAAGCCCAUGUACUUAAAGGACUAUGAGAGAAAGGUCAUUCUGGAAAAGGAAGGGAAGUACGUAGAUGAAGAGGAUUCCGACCAAGAAGCUCAAAGACAGAAGCAUCGGCAAACCACCUCCCGAAGCUACGUGGAAGAACAGAAGCGCCUCAAGGAGAGCUUCCGGCAGUUUGUUGCAGACAGCGAUGGGGAGGAAAGUGCUGGUGAGGGUGGCUCCAGUCUGCUGAAGAAACGGACCAAAACCAAGUUGGAGAAGGCUCAGGAAGAAGCUGACUACGUAGACUGGUUAAAGGGGCAGAAAGACACUGAAGACAAAGAGGAUCUGAAGGAGCUGACCCAUCUCAAAGAGUAUUGGAGCAACCCACAGCUGGAUGCUGGGGAGAAAUUCCUGAGAGACUAUAUUCUGAACAGAGGCUAUGAGGAGGAAGAGGAGGAGGAGGAGGAGGAGGAGGAGGAGGAGGAGGACAAAGGAUUCCCCAGUGCUGGGGGGCAGCUGAAAGUAGAUGACUCCUCUGAUGAGGGAGAGCUAUUCCUGAAGAAGCAGGAAGACUUUGAGCGGAAGUACAACUUCCGCUUUGAGGAGCCCGGCGCAGAGCAGGUAAAGACCUACCCCAGGACCAUUGCCUCCUCUGUGCGGAGAAAGGAUGAACGGAGGAAGGAAAAACGGGAGGCCACUCGGGAGCGCAAGAAGAAGGAGAAGCUGAAGAAGCAGGAAGAAUUGAAGCAGCUGAAAAACCUGAAACGCCGAGAGAUUCUGAACAAACUGGAGAAGCUUCGAGAGAUCACGGGCAACGAGGGUGGGGCCUUCGAGGAGGCCGACCUGGAGGGAGACUUCGACCCCGCCGUGCACGACCAGCUGAUGCAGAAAUGCUUUGGAGAUGAGUACUAUGACAUUGGAGAGGAGGAGAAGCCUCAGUUUGAGGAAGAGGAGGGGUUUGAUGAUGAAUGGAACUGGGACACAUGGACAGGGGAUGAGGAGAAUGGAACCUGGCAGGAGGAGGAGGCCGUGGAGCCCCACUGUGAGGACCCCGACUUCAACAUGGAUGCAGAUUAUGACCCCAGUCAGCCAUCUGUCGUGAGUGGGAAGAAGAAAAAGAAGAAGUGGGAUGUGCCGCUGACUGGCAAGAAGAGGCGGAAAUCCCACUUUGCCGAAGUUGUCAGCCAGGAGAGGCCUGUCUUUGACCCUGAGGACAGGACCUUUGAGGAAUACUUGGAUGAAUACUACAGGCUGGACUAUGAGGACAUCAUCGACGAUCUGCCCUGUCGCUUCAAGUAUCGCUCCGUUGUGCCCUGCGACUUCGGCCUGACCACAGAGGAGAUCCUGGCCUCAGAUGACAAGGAGCUGAACCGCUGGUGCUCCCUCAAGAAGACCUGCAUGUACAGAUCAGAGCAGGAGGAGCUUCGAGAGCAGAAGCAGUACAGCUUGAAGGCCAAGAACGUUCGCAAGAAGCAGCAGAUCCUGCAGUCCCUCGCCCAGCUGACCGAGGAGACCUCUGAGCUAGCACACACACUCAAGAAAAGGGGCCAAGGACCAGAGUCCCUGGAUGAGAGCAGCAGGAAGAAGCCCAAGCUGGAGGCCACCUCUGAGGAAGAAGAGGACUUCCUGGUACCGAAAGCUAAAGGUGUGGCCACCCUUUCUGCUGCAGAGCCCUCAGAGAAGCUGGAUGGGACUGGGCCCUUAUCUGGGACUCAAGUGGUCCCACCUCCAAGACCCAAGAAAAGUCUUCGGGGCAGGAAAGGGAGACUUCUGGGACCUAGGGUGAAGUUGGGGGGCUUCGAGUUCAGCCACCAGAGAUUGCAGGCUUAUGGGCUCAAUGCAAAGCGGCUGCACUACCGCCAGCUAGGCCGAGAACGGAGGAAGCGGGCCCAGGCCCAGGCCCAGGCUGCAGCCUGAGGACCCUGGCUCGCCUAUAGCUGCCUUUUGGGUGAAAUAAAAGUAGGUUUUACACAUGAUACUGAUGGAGUGAGGGGUACCUGCUGGGCAGGUCUGGGGCCCCCUUUCAUCUCUGGGUAAAAUGAGGCUGAAUGACCUCCAAGGUGGCUUCCAGGGCUUGAGGGCUCUGACCAUCUAUGGGUCCCUGUUUUCUAGGCGUGCGAGAGCAUAGUGACGCCUCAGGGAGGGCACCUUAUUGGAGGGAUUAGACUUCCUCUGCUUGGCACCCCCACCAAAGUGGGAGCAGAUUUCCUAAGAAAGCAUUCAGACAUUUAUCAAGUAGAACUUUAAUUUCACCCUUGGGCCACAAGCCAGCCAGAGGGGAGGGAGAGCACAGCAAGGAAGACCAGGCCCCCACCCUCUAGCCCAGGCUUAUUUCCAGUGGAAAUGUUGCUACAGCAGAAUCACAGCCUUCUCCACACUGAGGAGAGGAGUGAAAGGUGUUGGGGGAUCAGUAAUCAGCCCCAAACCCCCAGUGAGCCUGAGAAUAUUGCUGCCCCUCCCCCAUGUGCAGGGGCAAGGGGCAGCUCAAUCACAUGUAUAUAAAUAAAAAUAUAUAUAUAUUACAA